This is a messenger RNA of Kazachstania africana CBS 2517, 2547 nucleotides long. RefSeq names its product Asg1p (gene ASG1). The transcript has a single exon. The record is from RefSeq and is a predicted model, not a curated record. Gene Ontology annotation, molecular function: zinc ion binding; DNA-binding transcription factor activity, RNA polymerase II-specific; sequence-specific DNA binding. Gene Ontology annotation, biological process: DNA-templated transcription; positive regulation of transcription by RNA polymerase II. NCBI's taxonomy places the organism in Eukaryota, Fungi, Ascomycota, Saccharomycetes, Saccharomycetales, Saccharomycetaceae. Bases 1 to 2547 code for a protein of 848 amino acids. Gene Ontology annotation, cellular component: nucleus.
AUGCCAGAACAACAGCAACAACAAGUGAAAAGAAGGAGAGUCACAAGAGCUUGCGAUGAGUGUAGGAAGAAGAAGGUUAAAUGUGAUGGUCAGCAGCCCUGUAUUCACUGUACUGUGUAUUCCUAUGAGUGUACCUACAACCAGCCAAGCAAGCGGACAAAUAGUUCAGUCACCGGUAGCAUGAGUGCUACAAACAUCUCGUCACAAAAUAUGUUAUCCACUUUGAAUAUUCAGUCAGGUAGCGCUGCAUCUUCCGCAGGGACUAGAAAGUAUAAUACCAAAAGUUCUAAGUUACAACAUCAAAUUGAUAGAUACAGACAAUUGUUCAACGAAAUGUUGCCGGGAAUGCCAUCAGAUAUUAAUACAGUUGAUAUUCCAACAUUUAUACAAAUUUUGAGGAAUUUUAAAGGAAACUCUAACAGUUUUCUCGAUGACGUUGUGAAAGAGUAUCGUCUAAUUGUAGACAAUGAAUCUGAACAGACGGCAUCCCUACAAUCGCCAACUUAUUCGAGCCCUGAUCCCUUACAUAGAAGUACAAGUACCGCAAGUGUUAACGGUAUUGCUCUAGAAAGAAGUGUUACGCCUCAAUCAAUAGGACGAGAAAUCAAAAUUAUUUUGCCCCCAAAACCAAUUGCUUUACAGUUUGUUUACAACACUUGGCACUCGUGUUUUGUACUUCUGAGAAUUUAUCAUAGGCCAUCAUUUUUGAAGCAAUUGGAUGAAUUGUACGAAACUGAUCCUCAUAAUUAUACUGUAGAACAAAUGAAAUUCUUGCCCUUAUGCUAUUCAACCAUGGCAGUAGGUGCUCUGUUCUCCAAAUCGACUAUUAGCAAAAAUAAUUAUACCAAAGGACAAGAUGAUAAAAACAAAUUCUUACAAGAUGAAGGUUAUAAAUACUUCAUUGCUGCUAGAAAACUUAUAGACAUUACUAAUACUCGUGAUCUCAAUUCGAUACAGACCGUACUGAUGCUUUUCAUCUUUUUGCAGUGUUCGGCCCGUCUAUCGAGUUGUUAUACAUAUAUUGGUGUAGCCAUGAGAAGUGUGCUGAGAGAAGGGUAUCACAGAGCUUCGGAUCCAAAUGAUCCUAAUAUCAAUCCAAUUGAACUGGAAAUGAAAAAAAGACUGUUCUAUAAUGUUUACAAAAUGGACAUUUACAUCAAUGCUAUGUUGGGAUUGCCAAGGUCUUUAAGGGUUGAGGAUUUUGACCAAACUUUACCAAUAGAGUUGUCUGACGAGAAUAUUACUGCAGAAGGUUACUUUUAUGAGAGACAAAAAGGUGAGCUCUCUAGCAUUGCAAUUUCUAACCAACACACCAAACUGAUAAUGGUAUUUGAUACAAUUGUCAGUGAACUUUACCCUUUGAAAAAGACCAACAAUAUGAUUUCACAUGAAACUGUUACAAGACUGGAGGCUAAACUGACGGAAUGGGUAGAUAAUCUACCAGUAGAAUUGAGACCUACCACAGAUGCUAUCCCACCAAAAUAUGAAAGAGCAAAUAAACUGUUGCAGCUAUCAUUUUUACAUGUUCAAAUUAUUCUUUAUAGACCGUUCAUCCACUAUCUGUCCAGAAAUUUUACUUCAACUGUAAAACCAGAUAAAUUAUCUUUGGAACGAGCCAGGAAUUCUCUAACGGUAGCAAGAACCGUGAUAAGAAUGGCUCAGGAAUUAAUAAAUAAAAAUUUAAUUUCUGGUUCGUACUGGUACGCGAACUAUACUAUUUUUUAUUCAGUUGCCGGCUUGUUGUUUUACAUACACGAAGCUGAACUUCCGGACAGAGAAAGUGCAAAGGAAUAUUACGAAAUUCUCAAGGAUGCUGAACAAGGCAGGAACAUCCUAAUGCAAUUAAAAGAUACGAGUAUGGCAGCUAAUAGAACUUAUAACAUUUUGAAUAAGUUAUUUGAAAAAUUGAAUGCAAGGACGAUACAAUUGUCAAUGACUCAUAAGUCACCCUAUGAGGCACAGGCAUCAAUUUUGAGCUCUAAUCUUAAUGCUGAAAACAAUAACAUGGAGUCUUUAGUGAAUAUGAGUCCGCAGACCAAUUCCACUAAUGGUGCUGCGGAUAUAGACACUAACUACAAUUUUGACAAUUUCAUAAAAAACCUGAAUUCCUCUUCCCCAUCACAGGCUUCGGUUGCUCCUGUUAUGUCUAAUCUUUCGAUUGAAAAUAUUGCUUCAAACGAUGGUAAUGGCCGUUUAAGCAGUUUAGAAAAUGAUGACGAAGAGAGCUCCACAUCUAAAAGUAUUCCUAUCGAAAGCAUGUUCAUUAAACAGAACUCUAGAGAUGAUAACAUUAACGAUAGAAAGAUAUAUGGGUUGGAUCAAGCUUCAAAUCUCCCUUAUGACGCCUUUAAGAAUAACGGCGAGAAUGAUAACACUGGGGCUAUCAAAAAUGUUGAAGCGCUUAGCAAAGAAGAUAGAGAGAAAUUUGCUCUGCUCAAUUCGAACAGUGAUAUACUAAAUGUCUUUGAUGAACUAGAUACCCAGUUAUUUGGCAAGUAUGUCAGAAACCCGCUGCCUUUGCCUGAUGAUACCAGUCCGGCAAACUGA